Messenger RNA from Perkinsus marinus ATCC 50983, 551 nucleotides. RefSeq names its product methylmalonate-semialdehyde dehydrogenase, putative. Gene Ontology annotation, molecular function: methylmalonate-semialdehyde dehydrogenase (acylating, NAD+) activity; malonate-semialdehyde dehydrogenase (acetylating, [NAD(P)+]) activity. The record is from RefSeq and is a predicted model, not a curated record. Gene Ontology annotation, biological process: L-valine catabolic process; thymine catabolic process. The transcript has 6 exons. The annotation marks the transcript as partial. Gene Ontology annotation, cellular component: mitochondrion. Lineage: Eukaryota; Perkinsozoa; Perkinsida; Perkinsidae.
GUUGAAAUCGAUGUUGUGGACCCAGCUACUCAGAAGGUGCUCUCGAGAACGCCCAGGUGCUCUAUUGAGGAGCUGGAGAUGGCCGCUAAAACUGCCAGCGAGGCGUUCAGCUCGUGGAAGAGAGUACCUGUGUCGGUGCGCCAGAGGUAUAUGUUCAAGUAUGCUGAGCUCAUACGCAAGGACAUGGACAACCUGGCUCGUAUAGUGUCGGAUGAGUUGGGGAAGACUCUGGAGGAUGCUAAGGGAAGUGUCUUCCGAGGGCUUGAAGUCGUGGAGCAUAGUUGUUCAGUGCAGACAAUCAUGAUGGGUGAAACUGUGCAGGGUGUGGCCAACGGUGUUGAUACUUAUUCGUUCCGCGAGCCGCUUGGAGUGGUGGCGGGGAUAUGUCCUUUUAACUUUCCUGCUAUGAUACCUAUGUGGAUGUUCCCUUUGGCGGUUACCGCUGGAAACACGUUCAUUCUGAAGCCCAGUCCUCGUGUGCCAUUGACUUCAGUUCGCCUCAUGGAGCUGCUCAUGGAUACAGGUGGUGACCUACAGCUCCUCGUGAAACG